Poecilia latipinna (sailfin molly) is the source of this 2177-nucleotide messenger RNA. RefSeq names its product max interactor 1, dimerization protein (gene mxi1). The record is from RefSeq and is a predicted model, not a curated record. Lineage: Eukaryota; Metazoa; Chordata; Actinopteri; Cyprinodontiformes; Poeciliidae. Gene Ontology annotation, biological process: regulation of transcription by RNA polymerase II. Gene Ontology annotation, molecular function: DNA-binding transcription factor activity, RNA polymerase II-specific; RNA polymerase II cis-regulatory region sequence-specific DNA binding; protein dimerization activity. The coding region runs from base 439 to 1122 and encodes 227 amino acids. The transcript has 6 exons.
UCCCGCCUCCCAGCUGAGCGGCUAGGUAAACAAACAGGAGAGGAGAAGAAACGAGCAGCAGACGCUUUGCUGGGUUCUGGCUCAUUUAGGGACACUUUUCUAUUCACAUCUCUUUUUGUAAAAAAAACAAAAAAUGAUAUCCUGUUUUCUAGAAACAAUAUUCCUUUGAUACACGGGUACUAACAUUUUCUAACAAGAUUUAAAAAACUGAGGGUUGUUAGUAGUAGUUUGCUAGCUCGGAAAGAUUGGACUUUUUGUACCAUCAUUUUUAUUAGAGCUCGUAAGAAAAGCUCUCUAUAGGUCAGUAAGGUGUAUUUUUUUCAUCCAGAUCCAUUAGAUGCAGUACUGUCUUCCGUAAAUAAAUACAUUUUAAAAAGCGACCGAGCGUUCCUGCCGUUUGCGAAGUUCAACGUUAACGGCAGACAGCCUCAGGGAAGAAUGACCGAUGUCCAGCUAAUAAAUAUCCAGCGGUUAUUGGAGGCAGCGGAGUACAUAGAAAGAAGAGAAAGAGAGUGCGAACAUGGAUAUGCUUCGACCUUCCCUUUAAACCAGAGCACAAACUACCAGAGGCAGAGGAAGUUCCGAAAUAAAAAGUUCAGUAGCAACCACAACAGGUCGACACACAAUGAACUGGAAAAAAACAGACGAGCCCACCUGCGGCUGUGUUUGGAGAGGUUGAAGGCCCUCAUACCUCUGGGACCCGACUGCAGCCGCCACACCACCCUGGGCCUACUCAAUAAAGCCAAAGCACACAUAAAGAAACUUGAAGAAGCCGACAGGAAGAGCCAGUACCAGCUGGAGUCUCUGGAGCGCGAGCAGAGACACCUACAGCGUCAGCUGGAGCUGCUGAGAGGAGGAAGCGCCGCUGCCGUCCAGAGCAGCCCGGGGGAAGGGGAGAGGAUACGCAUGGACAGCGUGGGCUCCACCCUCUGCUCCGACCGCUCGGACUCCGACCAAGAAGAGAUUGAGGUGGACGUAGAGAGCACCGAGUUCUCCCAUGGAGAGCUCGACAGCGUGAGCAUGGCCAGCACCAGCGACCUGGACGACCACAGCAGCCUGCAGAGCAUGGCCAGCGACGAGGGCUACUCCUCCUGCAGCGUCAAACUUGCCUUCUCCUCCUAAAAGCCGCCGCCAGCACCGACCAGCCCUGCCAAACCCGCCUGUCCUUCUCCUUCACCCCUCUGCCGUCUUCACAGCCCAUCCAGCCGUGGCGUCGCCAACGACGACAGCAUCCCCUCUCCGAGCCUUUUUUCUUUUUUUUCUUUUUGUCUUUUUGUUACAUCCGCUCCAUCCUGCCGUCACCUGUACCCCCCCUCCUCCCCCCUUCCUCCUCCUGAACAACUGGGUUUAAGUUUGGCUUAAAGGGAGCCCAGAGGCUUUACACACACAAGUCUUCUGGAUUUUUUAAAACCCACUACAAAAAAAAAAAAAAAAAAAAAUCUGUAAUUGAAUUUAAGUGUGAUAUUUCCUUUUGAUUUAAAAAAAAAUGCACAAGCCCUGAUUUUACUCCAAAUGCACUUAAUUUUUUUUUUUUUAUAACGGUGAACUUGCUCAAGAGUUUUCGGUUCUCCAAUGAGGGCGUCUGAAACCGAAACCUAACAACGGGGUGGGGGGGGGGAAAUCUCCGCCUCGACUAAACGGCCCUGUGGGCGCCACAAACGUCUUCCCCGCCGUCUCAUUGCUUAUCCACAGCACAGAGGCUCACAUCCUCGAAAUCGGUGCUACCGGGGAGGCAGGUCAGACUCGUCGCCACACGGAGAGAGCGUCUUCUGCGUGUCGACGCGAUCGCAGGAGAAAACGGGAGGAAUUCGCCGAGGGCGGUUUCGAAAGUCGUAACUUUGUGCGAAUGUUUCGUUUUCGCUCCUUUCCCCUCGAACAAGCAGCUACGACAAGCCAUCCAGCACUCGCCUACUUCGUAGCUGUCCAUGUAAAACAAGGCACAAUCCGAGACGAGAUUAAAACACACACACACACACACACACACACACACACAAAAGAAAACAACAAAAAAAAAGCAGCAGCAACAAGGAAAAAAAAAAUCAUAACAGCUCCGAAGUUUGGAACAGAGGCACGACCUUUUUUCCAGCAGUAAGAAGCAAUAACUCCCACAGUAAUUUCUUUUUUUUUUGUCUGUUUUAAUCCCUUUCCAAUGUCCUUUCUCAGUUCUGUGUGACCGU